AUGGCAGUUACCAUGUCAGAAGAAAUGUUGCAGCAACUCAUGGGAGCGAUAAGCGCACAAUCUAACACAUGGACAGGCUUGGUGACCGGCAGCUUUGCCAGGUGCACGGCCAGGUUCAACGGAACGCAAAUUCCUGAAAAAGUGAAGGAAUUCACAACUACCAUCGUCUUGUACAAAGACUUGGAUGGCACCUCGGACGAGAAUGCGCUAAAGGGGCUACCACUACUUCUCCAGGACACGGCGGCUACGUGGUGGGAAGAAGUGAAGACGGGGGCCAAUACGUUCGACGAGGCAAUCCACUUGAUAAGGACGUUGUUCGCCCCAAGUAAACCCCCGCACAGCGUCUAUAUAGAAUUUUUUGGCACUCGCAGAGAAAAGAAGGUGAGUACCGACCUAUUCGUUUGCCAAAAGAGGGCACUGCUGGCGGAGUUGCCCUACGAUAUCUCGACAGAUAUACAGCUUGACAUGCUCUACGGACUACUGCAUAUGCGGAUCCGUAAACGCAUCCCACGGACGACGGUCAAUACAUUCGAUGAGCUGCUUCAAAGAGCUCGCGACGUGGAAGCUAACCUUUCCGAGGCAGAAAAGGGAGGGAGUAAUCCGGUGGAAAGACGGAAAAUCUGCUCUUUCUGCGGCCACACUGGACACACGGUCACAGAAUGUCGCAAACGCCAAGGGACCAAACAGAGUCCUAAGAAGGAGGAGCCAGAAACUCGCAGCGAAGCGAGUAUUUCCUGUUAUGGGUGCGGCAAGGCAGGGGUUAUCCGCAGCAAGUGCCCGGUCUGCUCUCCUCCAACAACUUCAUAG
Molecule: messenger RNA, 807 nt
Organism: Ctenocephalides felis (cat flea)
Lineage: Eukaryota; Metazoa; Arthropoda; Insecta; Siphonaptera; Pulicidae
Product: activity-regulated cytoskeleton associated protein 2-like
Exons: 1
Coding region: 1-807 (268 amino acids)
Molecular function (GO): zinc ion binding; nucleic acid binding
Source: RefSeq, a predicted model, not a curated record